AUGACCACGCUGGCCGUACAGCCUCAAUCAUGGUACCAGAACUCGCGCAGCGACCGCAGCAACUACGAAAAGGUUAUCGACCAGUUGGUUGAGCUGGAGAUCAUCUGGCAAUACACCUACGUCAACGAUGCCAUCAGGCACCCCCGUCUUGUCCCCUACAAGGGGCUUGGUUCUGUCAUGAAGUUUACUGGGGAUGAGCUCAUGGACGUUGCAGAGCUGCUCAAUAUCUGGACCAACCUGAACAACGUUCGAGGAUCGUACUGCGGGGGUCAGCAGGACCGGAACGACUUUUCAGAUGCGGACGAUGCUUCACUGGGGCGACGCAGGCGUAAAGCGUAG
Molecule: messenger RNA, 339 nt
Organism: Lasiodiplodia theobromae
Lineage: Eukaryota; Fungi; Ascomycota; Dothideomycetes; Botryosphaeriales; Botryosphaeriaceae
Product: putative MFS multidrug transporter
Exons: 2
Coding region: 1-339 (112 amino acids)
Source: RefSeq, a predicted model, not a curated record